UCCGAGCCCCCCGCACAGCCAUGAGCGCCGGGUCGAUUGAGCAGGAGCCGUCGCGCAAGCUGGCCUGCUGCGGGGUGCCGCUCAUCACCGAAGACAUGCAGUCCCUGGCCAUCCGCACCCUCUCGGGCACCGACAUCAACAAGCACUACGACCUCAUCCGCGAGCUCGGCAAGGGCACCUACGGCAAGGUGGACCUGGUGUCCCACAAGAGCACAGGCACCAAGAUGGCCCUGAAGUUUGUCAACAAGAGCAAGACGAAGCUGAAGAACUUCCUGCGGGAGUUCAGCAUCACCAACACGCUCUCCUCCAGCCCCUUCAUCAUCAAGGUCUUUGACGUGGUCUUCGAGACUGAGGACUGCUACGUCUUUGCUCAGGAGUACGCCCCGGGCGGGGACCUCUUCGACAUCAUCCCCCCGCAGGUGGGGCUCCCCGAGGACAUGGUGAAGCGCUGCGUGCAGCAGCUGGGCCUGGCGCUGGACUACAUGCACAGCAAGAGCCUGGUGCACCGGGACAUCAAGCCGGAGAACGUGCUGCUCUUCGACCGCGACUGCCGGCGCGUCAAACUGGCCGACUUCGGCAUGACGCGCAAGGUGGGCUGCCGGGUCAAGCGCAUCAGCGGCACCAUCCCCUACACGGCGCCCGAGGUGUGCCAAGCCGGCCGGGCCGAGGGCUUCGCCGUGGACACCAGCAUCGACGUCUGGGCCUUCGGGGUGCUCAUCUUCUGCGUCCUCACCGGCAACUUCCCCUGGGAGGCGGCGGCCGCCUCCGACACCUUCUUCGAGGAGUUCGUGCGGUGGCAGAAGGGGCGGCUGGCAGGGCUGCCCUCGCAGUGGCGGCGCUUCACGGACAGCGCGCUGCGCAUGUUCCAGCGCCUGCUGGCCCUCGACCCGGAGAAGCGCUGCCCCGUCAAGGAGGUCUUCUACUUCAUCAAGUACGACCUGAUGGCCGAGGUGCGCCGCCGGCCCUCCUACCGCUCCCGCAAGCACGCCGGGGACAAGCUGCCGGCCGGGGCGCACCGCCACGAGGCGGCCGGCUCCUGCACGCCCGCGCCGCUCAAGAGGACCAUCCUGACCGACGGCAGCGGGCCCCGGCUCGCCGGCCCCGAGCCGAACGCGGCCUCGCCUGGGCCGGCCGGCAGGACAGACGGACGGCAGGACAAAGGCAAAGGGCAGAUGGUCCUGGCCACAGCAAUAGAGAUCUGCGUCUGAGGGCGCCGGGGCGGCGCGCGGCUCCUUUCCCAGCGGCUCCAGGCCGGGGGCAGGAUGGGCAAGGAGCUGCUGGCGGUGGUGGCAGCAGGACCGGGAGCCGUUCCUCCCGAAGCAAAAAAACAACAACAACAAAAACGAAACCAACAACAACAAGAAAAACCAAGAGGAAAAGGACAAAACUGGUUGCGCUCGGUAGCGCCGAGGAUGCUGGCCCCGCUGUCCCGCCCGGGUGGCAGGAGCUGGGGAGGACGCCGGUGCCACCGUCCCCUGCCCAGCAGCUGCGCUGCCCCUUCCAGGACCCCCCUGCAGUGGCAUGGGGAGGGGUCCCCCAAUAAUAAUAAUGAGACGGGGGCUGUGCUGGGACCCCCGCCACGCCCGGCCCCAGGAAGGCCGAUGACCCCACGCCAUGGAGGAGGCCUUCGGGGCGGCGCGCUGACCCCUCCCCACCGAUCCCUGCCCCGCCGGGGGGACCGGGAGGGGGCGAGGAGGCCGGUGAUGGAGGAGGCCCCCCCGGCUGGCUCCAUGCCGCGGGAGGUGCUGCGCACCCGCCGCCGUGCGCCGGCAGCCAUUGAUGUAGCAAGUGUCACUGUGUGUCACCCUGUCCUCCCUGCCCCGGCGCGGGGUGGCGAUGGCCGGAGGGACCGGUCCCCUCCCUGCUGGGGCUGGGGGCUGUGUGGGCUGGGGGGGGAUGGACAAAGGGCCAGGGUCCGCGAUGCUCCGGGGGGCUUUGCAGCCUUUUCCUACCCAGGGACUAAAUGCGGUGGCACAUCUCCGGGGCUGGCCUGGCGGCUCCUGCACGGCCAGGAGGGAGCUGAGGGGGGGACAACAGACACACACCUUUCAGCCACCUCCCCAGGGUCCUCCAUAGGGUCCCCGUCACCCCUCCUCGCUGCCACCCUGUCCCCAGCACCCCGGGGGCUGCCCGUGGCGAGGCAGGGCAGUGGCAGGAGCCACGGUGGCCCCUUCGCGCCGAGGACACGGGGGCAGAUGACCCCCCCCCAACCCUGGCAGGGCUUCGCUGGUGCUGCUGCAGGACCCACGGGCAUGGGGGGUGGGGGGCACCCCCAGCACCCCCAUCCCCUCCGGACCCCAAACUACCGCACAAAGGGCUAUCACGCUACCCCGAAGCAGCAGCAGUUUACACAGCAGCCGCCAGGCAGGCGGGGGUCCCGCCGUGUCCCCCCCCGUGCCCCCGCCGCAGCCUGCCACCGGUGCCGCUGCCCCCCGUCCCCGUCCCCCCCCCCGCCCAGCCCUGCCCACCUGCAGGGGCCCAGGUCCGGUUUUAGAAGUAGCAUCGCACAGACUUAGAGACGUUAGGCGCGGUUUUUUUCUCCUUUUUGCCUUAGGUCCCUUGAUGUCCUCGAUCUUUCGUGCAAUAAUGUAGGUAAGGAACCCAGGGCUCCCCGGAGCGUCCCUUCGCGGGGCGGGCACCGGGUCGCCGCCUCGGUCGGUUUGUCAGGUUUUUAUUUCGACUUCCCUCGGCUGUCGGGUUUCGGACCUUCUUCCCGUAGGAGAGGCUGUAGUGUCACAGACGUUACCUCAGUUUGUCACUGUUGAAAAGGAAAAAAAAAAAAAAAAAGCAACUAAAAA
Messenger RNA from Oxyura jamaicensis (ruddy duck), 2798 nucleotides. RefSeq names its product SH3 domain binding kinase 1 (gene SBK1). The transcript has 5 exons. Lineage: Eukaryota; Metazoa; Chordata; Aves; Anseriformes; Anatidae. Gene Ontology annotation, molecular function: protein serine/threonine kinase activity; ATP binding. Bases 21 to 1208 code for a protein of 395 amino acids. The record is from RefSeq and is a predicted model, not a curated record. Gene Ontology annotation, biological process: peptidyl-serine phosphorylation; peptidyl-threonine phosphorylation.